UGUGUCCAGCAUGUGUUUCCAGCAGUAGUAUUGUUUUCUAAUGUUUUAGCGACAUUAUAUAAUGCUUGUCUCGCAUUGCCAGACCUUACAGCGCUGCGUGUUUAGAGCUAAUGAUUGACAUGUCUUGCUAGGCUAACUUCAAUUCGGCAGAGCUGAGAAAAGGAGAUAUAUUAAUGUUAGCAGUAUUUGACUCACAGCCCCGAUACUAACACAGUUGCUAACUUCUUUUGUGUAUGACUGUCGACGUCUUACAUGUAAUUUGGGCUUCAAACUCCAGCAGGAGAUUCAUCGGUCAUUUCACUCAACCUAUAGAGUCCGAUAAAUUCAGAAAAUGGUCGUGAAAUGCGACAGGAAAAGACAACUCCUAAGAUCCCACCUACUGAUACUGCAGCACCUAACUGACACAGAAUCAUACAACAAAGAGGUGGCAUGGCGUCUCGCUUCCUCAAGUACGCAGUGCUUCUUCAGAAGUACAGGACUCCGCUGAUGAUUGCGAGCUGUGGUGGGGUCUUUGCUGCCAACAUGUUCCACCAUGUCCUCCCUGAAGUGUCCUACCGUCCACUCUAUCAGGCCUGGUUCAAAGGAGAACCGGUCACGCUGUCUGAAAAGCUUGAGGAGGUUUUCCAGCAGGUGCUGAAGGAUUAUGGUGUCAGCUCCCCCAAGAAUUUCUCUGCCUUCGCUUCCUUUGGGUUCCAUCCGGUUGGUGCUGGUGUCCCUUGGCUUUCAAGGGCCCAAAUUGGCAUCCCAGCAAACUUUAACAGCAAGUCCGAUGAUCCAAGCGGAAUCACCAACCGCACCAUUUUCAUCAACGGCAAAGCGGUGGAUUGGAGCAGCGAAACUGGCUCAGCGCUCCAGGAGGCUCUGGUGUUUUCCCUUGAGGCACAGAAGUUUGCCAUAGCACGAGAAGUGGCCCGCUUGCAGUCCGGAGGACCUGUGAUAAAUGCUGCCGUUGCCCCGUUCUGCCUGGGUGGGGUUUGGGUGUACAGCGUGCUAAUGAAGCAGUUGUUUGGGCUCCACGCCGGGCCUCCACUACUUCGCGGGGGUGUGAACAUUCUGGCGCUGGGGCUCGGCGCCGUGUCCUACUUCCUCACCUCGGAUGCCGUCAGCCAGUGGAUUGACUAUAGCUCAGACCGGCGAGCGGCAGGAGUGUCCCGUGAUUAUGCCAAAGGAGGGGUGGAGUUUUACGAUAAGAUUCUGUCCAGAAACAAGACACUGCGCACCCUGAUGGGACAGAAGGGAGAGGAGAUGUAUGCUCCGAGUGGUAACUUGUUUCCUGCUCACCUCCUUAAGAUGAAACACACACCGUACACAUCUAGGAGGGAAGGGAUCCUCACUCUGCUGAGACAGGAAAAAGCUUGAAAAGAAUUCAGGGGGGUGGAUGGGGUGGGUGUUGAGAAUUAAAGUUGAUGUCAUCUGAACCUAUAAUGAUAAAUUAAGUUGUGCUUAUAUUUAUAUAAACUGUUGAAAAAUAGCAAAGUUCCUGAGCAUUUUUGAGAACAAAAUACCACGGGCAAAAGAAUUAAAAUAUACAAACUGAAUUAAGUAAUAAGUCCAUUAUGGAGGAAAAUAUGUUGGAUUGUUAUGAUGGAAUGGACAGACUAGCGCUUAUACUAUCUGUACUACUUAUUAAAAUGAAGACAAACUUUA
This is a messenger RNA of Perca flavescens (yellow perch), 1647 nucleotides long. It is a transcript of the gene tmem177, whose product is annotated as transmembrane protein 177. The transcript has 3 exons. Lineage: Eukaryota; Metazoa; Chordata; Actinopteri; Perciformes; Percidae. The coding region runs from base 430 to 1359 and encodes 309 amino acids. The record is from RefSeq and is a predicted model, not a curated record. Gene Ontology annotation, cellular component: membrane.